GAUUGACAACUCUAUUGACAACACGUGUACUGUUUGUAGUGUUUGUUGUGUUCAGUAAAUCAACACUAAAUCUAUGACAAUGUCUUUUGAUGUCCGCCGCUUUGAUGUCUACCGAAAAGUUCCCAAAGACUUGACUCAACCCACUCUUACCGGAGCUGUCAUUUCGAUUUGUUGUCUCCUUUUGAUUGCAUUUCUCUUUAUAUCGGAAUUGUUUGACUUCAUGUCAACCCAUAUAUCGAGUGAACUGUUUGUGGACAACAGCGGCGGACCGAGUGAUAAGAUAGGCGUCCGUUUGAAUGUAUCGCUUCCACGGCUGUCCUGCGAUGUGAUUGGUCUCGACAUACAGGACGAGAACGGCAGACAUGAAGUGGGAUUUGUUGACAACACCGAGAAGAUUGUGAUGAAUGAUGGCAUGGGAUGUCGUUUUGAGGGUGUAUUCAAAAUCAACAAGGUGCCUGGCAAUUUCCAUGUGUCCACACAUUCGGCCAAAACACAACCCGAAAACAUCGAUAUGACUCAUGUUAUACAUGAGGUCUCUUUCGGCGAUUCAAUGGAUUCCUUCGACAUUAAAGCCGACUUCAAUCCACUGAAAAAUGUGGACAAAAGUGGUGCUCAGUCUAUUGAAUCACAUGAGUAUCACAUGAAAAUCGUGCCGACAAUCUAUGAAGACUUAAGCGGCAAUUAUGCCAAUAGUUUUCAAUACACUUACGCUUACAAAAGUCAUAUAGCGUUCACACAUCACGGCAUUGCAAUGCCUGCCAUUUGGUUUCGAUAUGAUUUGACGCCAAUUACAGUGAAAUACACGAAAAAACGGAAACCAUUUUACAGCUUCUUAACAAUGAUCUGCGCUAUAAUCGGCGGUACGUUUAGUGUGGCCGGCAUUAUAGACUCCAUGGUCUUUACGGCGUCCAAUAUAUUCAAGAAACUAGAGUUAGGAAAACUCAGUUAACUGUAAACAUUCAUUGAAACAUGAAAUUAAUUUAUUUAUUCUCAUAUCUCAACAAUUACUCAAAUUCUUACCACUAUUUAUAAGUAUUUAUUUAAUAAAUGACAAAAAAGUAUAA
Molecule: messenger RNA, 1064 nt
Organism: Medioppia subpectinata
Lineage: Eukaryota; Metazoa; Arthropoda; Arachnida; Sarcoptiformes; Oppiidae
Source: the annotation of a GenBank genome assembly